AUGACUACUUUGAUGUGGAGAAAAUUGGAUUAUCUUAAUAAAAUACCUGAAAAUUAUAAAGCUGGAGAUAAAAAAGAAUGUGCUAAUUUUUUUUUAAAAAAAUUAAACAAGAAAUUGUUGGAAUAUGACAAUGUUAGAACAAUAGAAGUAGGAAGUGGCAAACAAAUGGACACUGAAAAUACUUCAGUUGAGAAGCUUAAUGAUGAGAUUCAUUUCACCAAUCCAAGUAAACAAAUGUUAAUAAGGACAUUCAAAAUACCUGAUGAUUUUAAUUUGGAUCAAGUAGAAAGUUCAGUGAUGAGAUACUACUAUCUAAGGGUUCUACAAAUGGGCCAACAGAAUCAUUUGGCAUCUAUAGAUAUUAUGG
Molecule: messenger RNA, 367 nt
Organism: Entrophospora candida
Lineage: Eukaryota; Fungi; Glomeromycota; Glomeromycetes; Entrophosporales; Entrophosporaceae
Source: the annotation of a GenBank genome assembly